AUCUGUGCCUCUUCUCACAAGGAUUUUUCCCAGCUGCGGCCUACGCAAGACAUGGAGAUCAAAAACUCACCAUCAAGCCUUACUUCCCCCGCUUCCUAUAACUGUAGCCAGUCCAUCCUACCCCUGGAGCACGGUCCUAUCUAUAUCCCUUCCUCCUAUGUAGAGAGCCGCCAUGAAUACUCAGCUAUGACAUUCUAUAGUCCUGCUGUGAUGAACUACAGUGUUCCCAGCAGCACUGGUAACCUGGAAGGUGGGCCUGUUCGCCAGACUGCAAGCCCAAAUGUGCUAUGGCCAACUUCUGGACACCUCUCUCCUUUAGCCACCCAUUGCCAAUCAUCGCUUCUCUAUGCGGAACCUCAAAAGAGUCCUUGGUGUGAAGCAAGAUCACUAGAACACACCUUACCGGUAAACAGAGAGACACUGAAGAGGAAGCUUAGUGGGAGCGGUUGUGCCAGCCCUGUUACUAGUCCAAACGCAAAGAGGGAUGCUCACUUCUGCGCCGUCUGCAGCGAUUACGCAUCUGGGUAUCAUUACGGUGUCUGGUCCUGUGAAGGAUGUAAGGCCUUUUUUAAAAGAAGCAUUCAAGGAUCCAGGAGAGAAAGGUGUGGGUACCGUAUAGUACGAAGACAGAGAAGUUCCAGUGAGCAGGUGCACUGCCUGAACAAAGCCAAGAGAGCCAGUGGGCAUGCACCCCGGGUGAAGGAGCUGCUGCUGAGCUCCCUGAGUCCCGAGCAGCUGGUGCUCACCCUGCUGGAAGCUGAGCCACCCAAUGUGCUAGUGAGCCGUCCCAGCGUGCCCUUCACUGAGGCCUCCAUGAUGAUGUCCCUCACGAAGCUGGCUGACAAGGAACUGGUGCACAUGAUUGGCUGGGCCAAGAAAAUCCCUGGCUUUGUGGAGCUCAGUCUGUUGGACCAAGUACGCCUCUUGGAAAGCUGCUGGAUGGAGGUGCUGAUGGUGGGGCUCAUGUGGCGCUCCAUUGACCACCCUGGCAAGCUCAUCUUUGCUCCAGACCUCGUUCUGGACAGGUCCUCAGAAGACCCUCACUGGCACGUUGCGCAGAUGAAGAAUGCUGCCCCAAGGGAUGAGGGGAAGUGCGUAGAAGGGAUUCUGGAAAUCUUUGACAUGCUCCUGGCGACGACGUCAAGGUUCCGUGAGUUAAAACUCCAGCACAAGGAGUAUCUGUGUGUGAAGGCCAUGAUCCUCCUCAACUCCAGUAUGUACCCCUUGGCUACAGCAAGCCAGGAAGCAGAGAGUAGCCGGAAGCUGACACACCUAUUGAACGCAGUGACAGAUGCCCUGGUCUGGGUGAUUUCGAAGAGUGGUAUCUCUUCCCAGCAGCAGUCGGUCCGACUGGCCAACCUCCUGAUGCUUCUUUCUCAUGUCAGGCACAUCAGUAACAAGGGCAUGGAACAUCUGCUCAGCAUGAAGUGCAAAAAUGUGGUCCCAGUGUAUGACCUGCUGCUGGAGAUGCUGAAUGCUCACACGCUUCGAGGGUACAAGUCCUCAAUCUCGGGGUCUGAGUGCUGCUCGACAGAGGACAGUAAGAGCAAGGAGGGCUCCCAAAACUUCCAGUCACAGUGA
Mus pahari (shrew mouse) is the source of this 1581-nucleotide messenger RNA. It is a transcript of the gene Esr2, whose product is annotated as estrogen receptor 2. Bases 52 to 1581 code for a protein of 509 amino acids. NCBI's taxonomy places the organism in Eukaryota, Metazoa, Chordata, Mammalia, Rodentia, Muridae. Gene Ontology annotation, cellular component: nucleus. Gene Ontology annotation, molecular function: nuclear steroid receptor activity; steroid binding; sequence-specific DNA binding. The record is from RefSeq and is a predicted model, not a curated record. The transcript is spliced from 8 exons. Gene Ontology annotation, biological process: regulation of DNA-templated transcription.